Messenger RNA from Durusdinium trenchii, 2686 nucleotides. The record is from the annotation of a GenBank genome assembly. Lineage: Eukaryota; Dinophyceae; Suessiales; Symbiodiniaceae.
AAGUUCUUGGAGUCUCUGAAGAGCUAUUCACACCAUAGUAGAUCAUAGUAGCACUCGGACCAUGAGAAACCACAUUGUCACACAACUGGAAAGUGCCAAGUCACGUGUGCUUCAACUGUUUGCUGUCUUAGAGCCAUGAGCACCGGAGCCAUGACAUGGAGAGCCUUAGUGAUCCUAGUGGCCACGCUUGGCGUUGCCUUAUCAGAUGAACGUUGGGCAGCAUACUCACAAAAUGGCUGGCAGCCUGGAGACCGUCCAAAUGAGAACACGAGCAUCAUUGUAUUGCUGGCGCUGCGGCAGCGAAAUUUGGAUUUGCUGGAGCGCAAGGCAAGAGCAGUUUCAGAUCCCAACAGCCCGGAGUAUGGCAGAUAUCUCGAAAGGGAUGAGCUCUAUGGCAUAGCGGGCUCAUCGGCUUACAAUGCAGAUAUCGUGGAAGAAUUCUUUAGCAAACUACCUGGGAAGUUUGAGUUUUCUUUUGGCAAGGACUUUGCCAGGUAUAGCUGUACGGUUGGAUGUGUUGAGAGGGUCUUCAGUACAACUCUACGGAUCCAAGAAGCAAAGCCGGCGCCGGGAACCACUGCCAUCCGAGCUUCAGAGCCAAUCCGUUUGCCCGAGCACAUUCAGAAGGCCUUGGAGGGGACCUCUUUGAAUGCUCCACUCUUCAUGCCUCCACAUCCAAUGCAGAGAAAAGUAGGGCCCUUCCUUUACAACCGCUCAGGAAGAACUGCACCUCGUGUUCGCCCUGUGAUUGCAGCAGGUGAUCAGUUCAUCAGUGUGCACUUUGUGGCCUAUUGCAAGGACAAAAUUGUCAACCAAGACACAGUUCAGAAUGGAAUUUGCAAAAACAGCCCACAUUCCUUGCUCAUCACUGCCUUUGAUGUCCUAGUCUUGCAAACGGCGACAAACUGGCAAAAGCUUGUCAGAGUUCCUGCUGUUCCAGACACCCUUGGCCAGAAGAUCGCCAAGACCAAAGACAAUCAAAGCUGCAUGGAAUUUAAUGCGACACUCGGCAAUAUUCAAAACUACGCCAGCACUACUGUGAGGAUCCGAUCACUUUUUUCAGAUGGAUCAGUUUCAGACUUCAGUGACCCGAACGAAGUCUUACCAAUUUGGCCAAUGGCCUACACCACGCCCUCGUUGCUUUCUCGAAACUACAACAUUCCGAUGCAUGAACCUGUUCGCCAUCCGCGCAAUAGUAUCUCUGUUGCCGAGUUCCUGGGGCAGUACUACAAUCCCAAUGACUUGGACGCAUUUUUCAAGCUGAUGGGAGUUCGAGAAUGGGGAACAAGGCGGAAGUUGAGCCUCAUAGGAGAGAAUGAACCAAUGGCAGGCUCUGUUCUUGGAGGCGAGGCACAGCUCGAUAUCCAAUACAUCACAUCGCUGGCGGCAAAUGUUUCCACCAUAUUUUGGAGCGUUCCCUCCAUUGAGCUGGCAACGCGUCAAGAACCUUUCCUCGAUUGGCUGAUGCAGUUGGAAGACACGGAGGAUGAAGCUAUUCCACUUGUCCAUUCGGUGUCUUACUCUGACGAUGCCUUGACCAUGCCACUCUGGUUUAAGCGGAGGGUCAAUGACGAGUUCAUGAAGCUUGCUCUCAGAGGCAUCACAGUUCUCGUUGCCAGUGGGGAUGAUGGUGUCAGUGGAAACUUUGUGGCCAAGGAUGGGAAGAAGUACUGCGGUCGAAACAGAGAAGAGUUUCCUUCUUCGUCGCCCUGGGUGACUUCGGUAGGUGGAACUCAACUUGCCCAAGAGAAUGUGCCUGUUUGUGGUUAUACAUCGGAGAAUGUGAUGGUGCAAUGUGCCCAGGAUGGAGAAGUUGUUUGUACAUCAGACAAAGGGGGAGGAAUCACAUCAGGAGGUGGAUUUUCUUCUGAUUUUCUGCGACCAUGGUAUCAACAUGAAGCUGUGGAGCACUAUCUCCAACAAAAGGAUAGUCCAGUCCCUGGCCAAGAUCAGUUGAUGUUCAAUCGCUCCGGUCGUGGGUUCCCUGAUUUGGCCGCCAUUUCCAGCAAUUACCUCGUGCUCAUGGGAGAAGAGCUUGAGGCCAUGUCUGGCACCUCUGCCUCAACUCCUCUCAUUGCAGCUAUGGUGGCACGGUGGAAUGAAGACCGCCUGCAGAAUCGAUUGCCCCCGCUGGGUUUUUUGAAUCCUUUGAUCUAUGAAAUUCUAUCAAGGCAUCCAAGUGCUUUCAAUGACAUCCAGAUCGGUGACAAUCGCUGCUCUCGUUCAACCUGUUGCCCAGUUGGAUUUGGCGCUGCUCGGGGCUGGGAUGCAGUCAGUGGAGCAGGCUCUCCAGAUUUUCAGCUCGUGGCCAAAAUCCUCAGAGAGGACGCCAUGAUGGCUUUCCGCGAUCGAUUUAGUGCAUCACAGCCGGUGGCGAUGGUGGCUUCAGUCCGUGGGGCUUCGAGUGGUCCUGACUGGAUCUAUGUGGCCAUGCUGAUGUUCCUUCAAUCCUUCCUAACUGGCACUGUGGUCUUUGUCGCAAUGGGUGGCUGCCGGCGCUUCAAGCUGGUGGAUGCAAGGAGGCCCCUUUUGUAAUGUUAUAAAGUGGCUUUGGUCUGCCAAGAACUGAGGGAUGAGCGACAUCCUUGAAGGCCUCCAUUCUCAAAAGCGGAAAAGAGUGUUUCAAAUCUUGAGCAUUAGCUUUACACUUGUGGAUUUCGCCUUACCGCACGGCCCUAUGGGCCAG